GAUGGCGAAACCGUGCAGUGUCGUGGUCGCGUGCCUGCGCGAUGACAGCAAGCGUCGUCGACGGUGGCUCCGUGGCGUUGCUCGAGGUUCAUUCGUCGAUCGUUGUUCUCACGGUGGUGCAAAGGUUUACGAAAAUAUCACGGAUUCGAGCGAAUCGGGACGAUAUGGAACCUCCGGACGUUUAUCACAGCAAAACCGAGUACGUCGAAACGGCAUCCGGGAACAAGGUAAGCAGAAAUACCAUUCUCUGCGGCUCGCAGAACAUUGUGUUACACGGAAAGGUGAUCGUGCAGUCGGAUGCCAUUAUCAGAGGCGAUUUGGCGAACGUUAGGACAGGACGUUAUUGCAUUAUCAGCAAGAACGCUAUCAUAAGACCACCGUUCAAAAAAUUCAGCAGAGGCGUUGCCUUCUUUCCUCUGACGAUGGGGGACCACGUAUUCGUAGGAGAACGAGCAGUGGUUAACGCAGCUAUCGUCAGUUCUUACAUAUACAUAGGGAAAAAUGCAGUAAUCGGAAGGAGGUGCGUGCUGAAAGACUGUUGUUACAUCGAGGAUGGAGCGGUGGUUCCGCCCGAGACCAUAGUUCCCUCGUUUACACGUUUCGCCGGAAACCCUGCCAAGUGCGUCGAAGAUUUGCCCGAGUGCACGCUCGACCUGAUGCUAGAAUUUACCAAGAAUUAUUAUCAACACUUUUUCCUGUACCGAUCUUAACGCGUUUACGCCUAUGAUUACUACUAUGAUAGGAGAGAAAGAAAAGAAGGAAAAGAAUUGUAGAGAAAAGAACGAUCGUUUGUCUACGUCUUCUACGUCUCGUACGUUUCCAUCCAACUGGACG
Eufriesea mexicana is the source of this 834-nucleotide messenger RNA. Its product is annotated as Dynactin 5, p25 subunit. The record is from RefSeq and is a predicted model, not a curated record. Bases 42 to 710 code for a protein of 222 amino acids. NCBI's taxonomy places the organism in Eukaryota, Metazoa, Arthropoda, Insecta, Hymenoptera, Apidae. The transcript is spliced from 4 exons. Gene Ontology annotation, cellular component: dynactin complex.